Messenger RNA from Symphalangus syndactylus (siamang), 6731 nucleotides. RefSeq names its product phosphatidylinositol glycan anchor biosynthesis class M (gene PIGM). The record is from RefSeq and is a predicted model, not a curated record. Gene Ontology annotation, cellular component: membrane; glycosylphosphatidylinositol-mannosyltransferase I complex. Gene Ontology annotation, molecular function: alpha-1,4-mannosyltransferase activity; GPI mannosyltransferase activity. Lineage: Eukaryota; Metazoa; Chordata; Mammalia; Primates; Hylobatidae. Gene Ontology annotation, biological process: GPI anchor biosynthetic process.
AUGGGCUCGACCAAGCACUGGGGCGAAUGGCUCCUGAACUUGAAGGGGGCUCCAGCCGGCGUCUUUGGUGUGGCCUUUCUAGCCAGAGUCGCCCUGGUUUUCUAUGGCGUCUUCCAGGACCGGACCCUGCACGUGAGGUAUACGGACAUCGACUACCAGGUCUUCACCGACGCCGCGCGCUUUGUCACGGAGGGGCGCUCGCCUUACCUGAGAGCCACGUACCGUUACACCCCGCUGCUGGGUUGGCUUCUCACUCCCAACAUCUACCUCAGCGAGCUCUUUGGAAAGUUUCUCUUCAUCAGUUGCGACCUCCUCACCGCUUUCCUCUUAUACCGCCUGCUGCUGCUGAAGGGGCUGGGGCGCCGCCAGGCUUGUGGCUACUGUGUCUUUUGGCUUCUUAACCCCCUGCCUAUGGCAGUAUCCAGCCGCGGUAAUGCGGACUCGAUUGUCGCCUCCCUGGUCCUGAUGGUCCUCUACUUGAUAAAGAAAAGACUCGUCGCGUGUGCAGCUGUAUUCUAUGGUUUCGCGGUGCAUAUGAAGAUAUAUCCGGUGACUUAUAUCCUUCCCAUAACCCUCCACCUGCUUCCAGAUCGCGACAAUGACAAAAGCCUCCGUCAAUUCCGGUAUACUUUCCAGGCUCGUUUGUACGAGCUCCUGAAGAGGCUAUGUAAUCGGGCUGUGCUGCUGUUUGUAGCAGUUGCUGGACUCACGUUUUUUGCCCUGAGCUUUGGUUUUUACUAUGAGUACGGCUGGGAAUUUUUGGAACACACCUACUUUUAUCACCUGACUAGGCGGGAUAUCCGUCACAACUUUUCUCCGUACUUCUACAUGCUGUAUUUGACUGCAGAGAGCAAGUGGAGUUUUUCCCUGGGAAUUGCUGCAUUCCUGCCACAGCUCAUCUUGCUUUCAGCUGUGUCUUUCGCCUAUUACAGAGACCUCGUUUUUUGUUGUUUUCUUCAUACGUCCAUUUUUGUGACUUUUAACAAAGUCUGCACCUCCCAGUACUUUCUUUGGUACCUCUGCUUACUGCCUCUUGUGAUGCCACUAGUAAGAAUGUCUUGGAAAAGAGCUGUAGUUCUCCUAAUGUUAUGGUUUAUAGCGCAGGCCAUAUGGCUGGCUCCUGCCUAUGUUCUUGAGUUUCAAGGAAAGAACACCUUUCUGUUUAUUUGGUUAGCUGGUUUGUUCUUUCUUCUUAUCAACUGUUCCAUCCUAAUUCAAAUUAUUUCCCAUUACAAAGAAGAACCCCUGACAGAGAGAAUCAAAUAUGACUAGUGUAUGUUCCACAUCCUCUGCUACUGUGUUACAUUCUGAUUGUCUUGUAUGGACCAGAAGAGAGGUUUGGGACAUUUUUUCUGAACAUUCUAAUCAUUCUGGUGAAAGUUCCCAUGUUCCAACAGAAGUUAAAAGCAAUGUUUGCCUUAUAUAUAAAAGGGACACAAUAAUUAAGGUCCACCUUCUAGGAAAUCCUAGGACUCGUUUAUUUGGUGCAUGGUGGAAAUAAAGGUCACAUAUUGGAAAAUGGAAAGGCUGAUGAAACUAUCAGAUACUAAAAGAUUCUUAAAAUAGAGGAAUAUAGUUAGAGACAUCAGGUUUAAGCCAGUAUUUGUUCCUGUUUUACAGUGCUUCUGUCUUAAGCUGUGUCUUAACUUUUAGCCCCCAUCUUUUCUUUCUAAAGCUUUCCUGACAGCUGUGAAAAUCCAAAAAGUAUUCUUAGACUGAGGGUAUGGUGGCCCUUGCCUGUAAUCCCAGCACUUUGGGAGGCUGAAGUGGGAGGGUCGCUUGAGUCCAGGAGUUCUAGACCCACCUGGGGCAAGAUGGUGAGACCUAGUCUCCAAAAAAAAAAAAAAAAAAAAAAAAGCCAGGCGGGUGCACCCCUGUAGUCAUAGCUGCACAGGAGGCUGAGGUGGGAGAAUUGCUUAAGCCCAGAGCAAGACCCUGUCUCAAAAAAAAAAAAAAGGAAGGACAACUUUUUAGAUAUAAAAGUAUUAAAUAAUACUAAGAUGCUUAGUAUUAUUUUAGAGAGUUUUAAACUUCUAUAUUAAAUGUGGGGGCUUACAAGAUAAUCCAAAGACUUUGAGAGGCCAAGGCGGGCAGAUCACGAGGUCAGGAGAUUGAGACCAUCCUGGCUAACACGGUGAAACCCCUCUCUACUAAAAAUACAAAAAAUUGGCCGGGUGUGGUGGCGGACGCCUGUAGUCCCAGCUACUCCUCGGGAGGCUGAGGCAUGAGAAUGGCGUGAACCCGGGAGGCAGAGCCUGUAGUGAGCCGAGAUGACGCCACUGCGCUCCAGCCUGGGCGACAGAGCGAGAUUCCAUAUCAAAAAAAAAAAAAAAUGAUAAUCCAAAGAAUUUAAAAUGUAAUCAUGUUUCAUGUAUUUAUUUGUUUUAUUACUUAGUUUUGUAGCACUUAGUCCCAGUGGUAUUAGACUGCUAUUUGGUUUCAUACAAAAAGGAUUAAAUUUAAAUUCAUUCAUGUUUAGACUUGAGUUAUUACAUUUUUAAAACUAUCAUCUUGCCUUUAAUGUUUGAGAUCCUACACAAACUAUUAGUACAUUUCAGUAUCUUCUUACCCCUUUGUUUUUAAGUUUUUGAUUGCUAAAGCAAGACUUUUUUCUUCUAGAAUUUAAGUCAACCAAGUGUUAUCUAUGUUGUAAAAAUGGAUAAUAGUAGAUUUUAGGUGAUAAAACAACUUGUUAGUAAGACAUUUCUUAGCUUAAAAAAAAAAAUCAAAAAUUCCGUUAUAGAAAUGCAGACCUGUGAGGGAAACUCCGGAAAAGCAUAAGAAGCAUCCCAAACAGCCAUGGGUUUUCUAGACCAGGAAAUUUAGAGGGAGAUUGUGGAAAUGAGGCUUAGGUGGGCAGAUCGUUUCCUUUAUCACUAUAAUAUUUCUGGGGGAAAAAUGCUUUCUGAGUUGUUUAAACAAGCAUCCUUACAUUUUUUUGUUUUUUUUAAUUAAACAGCCUGUCUAGGCUUGGGAUUCCCUAGCACUACAGUAGCAGUUUAUAAAUAUGAUUUUGUGAUUGUGUUUUUUAAAAGAUAAGUAAUUUGAUAAACUGUUCUUUUGCAGUCAAAAAACACUCACAAAAAGACAAAAAGAGUUCCACAGUAGUAUAUUUCAUGUCAGUUCAGGCCUAAAAGCCUUUGCAAAUAAGAUGUCUAUAGGCUGGUCACAAUUAACAAUGUUAUUAUUGGCAGCACUUCUUGGAUGGAUACCUUAUGGGACCUUUCAUUAGAAAGAGGGAAAGAAUGGGGUGGUUUUGUACGGGCUCCUGUUUGGGGUAAAAAUAGCAGAGUCAGUUGCUGAGGACAAUGACCUUCCUUAUAACAUUUAGUUUCAUACCCAUAUUAGGUCUUGUCUUGAGGACCCUUUAUAUGUGCUUGUUUACUAGUGGCCUUCCAGCCAUAGCAUUCUUACCUUUUUUUCCUAUUCUAAGAAUUAAAAAAAAAAAAAAUUAUAGAGCCAGCAAGGGAGGAGGCAGGAAACAGAAAUCGAAUUUCAUCAUUCCAAUAUAAUUGUCCCUUUUUUUGUAUUUCUGACUUGGUUUUAUAAUUAUAUUUACUUACUAAUUAUUAUUUUUUAACAUUCUUUAUUGUGGCUUACUCUUCAUACUUAGAGUUGGAAUUGUUGGACAUCACAUGUGUGUUCACAUUAUAAAUACAUCAUUCUUCCACUGUUAGACCUUUAGAUUGCUUCCAGUUUUUAAUAUUCUAAAUAAGACUUUCAACAUUUUCUGUGUUUUAGCUCAUUCUGUUAGGACAUUCUUAGAAGUUAGAAACAUUUCUGCUGGGAUCGUUGGAGGGAACUUCAAACUUUAGAACCUGUCCUGCAAGAAAUUCUUUACCAAAGAAAGGCAGGUUUUCUUAAAGGGAUGCAAAAGAUAUUUUGCAGUUUAUAUGUUGCGAAACAUUUAGUCAGUUAACUAAAAAAAUGAGUUAAUUUGGUUUCUUGGGGGAUUUUAAUUUUUUAAUUUGUUUUCUGGUUAUUUAAAAAAAAUUUUUUUUUUGCUUCUUAUCACAACCUUUUGUUUCCUUUUUAGUCCUUUAAUAACACCUCCAAAUUUUAUAAGACUUUGGCUUAUUUCCUACAUAAUUCUUUUUUCUUAUACCACCCCUUAAGAUUGAUAUGUUCAUUUACAGGUAAGCAUUAAUUAUUAGAUAAAGAGGGAUGGUUCUCAAGAUUGUGUGUGUUCUGAACAGAGGGAACUACAUGACAUUUUCUUCUGUAAUUGCCUUUGUAACAUCUUUAGAAUGUGGUUCCUGAAUAUUCCUAGAUAAAUUCUCUUGAUAGGCCCAUUGGAAAGGCUAAUACUCCUGCCCACUGCUUUGUUCCUUCCUGGCAAAAGAAUUCUUAAAACCACUGAUUUUAGUUACUGACUUCUCACCAUCUGGACUCUUACAAGAUGUUUCAGAAGUUGUGUAGAACUUGUCUUUCAGUUAGUUGACUUGUGGCUGAAUUUAUUGUUACUUCUCUAAUAUCAGUUGUUUUCUGCAUUACCACCCUCUCCCCUAACCAUCUGUACUAUGAAUAGAAAAGGAAAAAGAUGGAAAAUUAUACCUAGGAUUGUCCCUAAAUGCAAUCUCUUGGUUCCCCCCACCCCUCAUGUUUUAUUAUAAACUAUUUUAGGAGCUGGGCAUGGUGGUUUAUGCCUGUAAUCCCAAUGCUUUGGGAAGCUGAGGCAGAAGGAUCACUUGAGGACAGGAGUUUGAGACCAGCCUGGACAACGUAGUGAGACCCCCAUCUGUACAAAAAAACAAAGUUCUUGGGAAGCUGAGGUGGGAGGACCACUUGAGCCCAGGAAUUCGAGGAGGUUACAGUGAGCUAUGAUUGUGCCACUGCACUCCAGCCUGGGUGACAGAGCAACACCUUGCCUCUAAAACAAAAAAACUCCCAACUAUUUUAUUUUUUUAUUUUUCUGAGACAACAUGUUGCUUUGUCACCCAGGCUGGAGUGCAGUAGUAUAAACAUGGCUCACUGCAGCCGAACUCCCAGGCUCAAGUGAUCCUUCCUCCUGAGCCUCCCAAGUAGCUGGGACCACAGGUAUUUGCCACCAUGCCUGGCUAAUCUUUUUAUUUUUUGUAGAGACGAGGUCUUGCUAUGUUGCAAGAGGGAGAUCGCUUAAGUGAUCUUCCCUCAUUGGCUUCCCAAACUGUUGGGAUUCCAGGUGUGAGCCACUGCACCCAGCCUGACCUAACUAUUUUAAACACUACUCAUAUUGCCAUCAUCUAAAUUCAACAACAAUUUGCCAUAUUUGCUUUAUGUAUAUGUAUAAUUAUAUGUUUAUAUAAUUUUUUGAACCAUGUGAAGUUGCAAACAUUGAACUUCACCACUAAAUAUAUCAGCACGCAUCUCCUAAAAAUAAGGUAUUUUCUUACAAAACCAUAAUUCUGUUACCUAUUAUGAUUUAACAUUCUGUCAUUUUCAAAUUUCUUCAGGUAUUUUUUGUUACAUCUUACAGAACAGACAUUCUUGGAUCUCAAAGAUUCCGAGGAAGGAAAGAACAUGAUGGAUAAUCCAUAAUUAAGAAGUUUGAAUCUUUUCCUAGUCCUAAAAACAAAGUGAGAAUUAAAGGGGUUUACCUUCCAUCAAAGUUGAACAAAUUAAUUCUUUUGUGUGUCAUACUUUUUGUCUCUCUCCCUAAAAACAUGGGGGUGGUAAUCUCUUUGUUUUAUCUGGUAGGUUUUCCAGAUUAAAGAUUAUACAUGUUUGGAAUCUUAAUAUCCAACCUCCAACUGCAAGCUCUGCCCCAACAACAAUAGCUAAUUAUUUUACAACUUGAUGGUGGUAAAUUUUUCAUGAUUAACCAAUUUUGGGCACCUGUUCCGUCAUAUAUGGUUUUAUUUAAUUUUCACAGCAACACUUCAAAGUUGAUAUUCAUAUUCUAAAUUUAUAGAUGAACAAAGAGGCUCAAAGAUUAAAUAACUUGCUAAUAAGUGAUUUUUACCCAUGCUUUUUCCAUUAUAUUAUGUUUUGGAUUUUUCCAGAGUACCCAAACCCAGCAGAUGCAUACUGCUCCAAAAUAAAUGGAACUCAACACUGGCUCUGUCAAGUGUCUUGCCAAUCAAUUUGUCCUUCUAAUCUUUCGAGGGGGAGUUCUCUCAGUUGUACCAAGUCACUGUCAUCCCCAAACUUUUCUCUUCAACGAUUCCAGGCCUUUAACAACUCUCUUUCACCUCCAAACCCUCUCUCACCAAAUUGUGUAAUUUCUUUGUUUACUGCUGGCUUCAUCAUGCACUUUUCCUUCAUAGCCUAUUUUAAGAAGUUGAUUUGCUGAACCACUUUUUAGCCAAGCUGUUUGUAAAUCAAGCUACACAAAGUAUGUGGCCAUAAUUUCCAAAAGGCAAAUGAUCAUUGUUCAAUUGCUCUUGCUCUGCAGUGUGCGUUCAUGCAGUUAGAAAUUGUCCUGCACUGAUAGUACGGCAUCAGAGAAUAGAUCACUUAGGUUCAAAUCUCAGUGCAUGAUCCUGAGCAAGAUUAUCAUAUCUAGAUACCUUAGUUUUUAUCUGUGAAAUGGGAAUGAUAGCACAAUCUUCAUAGAACUGUUGAUAAGGAUUAAGUGAGUUGAUAUGCUCAAAGUGUGCAUGCUGGCAUAGAACAAGUCACUGUUUACAAGCCUUUAAAGAAGGAGCUGUUCUGGCACUGUAAACUUGAACCUUUUUUCCCCAAAUCUAAUGGAUGUAGGCAAGGAAAUUAUAUUUAUAUAAAAUAAAUGUUUGACUACCUUUGAUCAUAAA